AUUUUCUUGACAAACUACAAGAAAGUGCCCAACAACACCACAUUUUACCUCUCUUUUCUUGGUCAUACCUCCAAAAAUUAAACAAAAUCAAAUCAAAUCUAACAAUUUAAACAAAAAAAUUAGUGAAAAUCGUCCAUCGAAUUUGAAUGGAUGCAAUAAGAAAACAAGCUACAAAGCUUCGAGAACAAGUCGCUAAGCAACAGCAGGCUGUUUUCAAACAGUUUGGGGCAGGCGGAUAUGGAGGCUCAGACAGUGUUGUUACUGAUGAAGCAGAACUCCAUCAGCAUCAGAAACUUGAGAAGCUUUACAUUUCAACACGUGCUGGAAAGCAUUUCCAAAGGGAUAUUGUUCGUGGUGUUGAAGGCUAUAUUGUCACAGGAUCAAAACAAGUUGAGAUAGGAACAAAAUUAUCAGAGGAUAGCAGGAAAUAUGGUGCAGAAAAUACAUGUACUAGUGGUAAUACAUUAUCGAAGGCUGCAUUAAAUUGUGGACGUGCUCGUGCUCAAAUGGAGAAGGAACGUGGUAAUCUGCUUAAAGCUCUUGGUACACAGGUUGCAGAACCCUUAAGAGCAAUGGUUAUGGGAGCUCCACUAGAAGAUGCUAGACAUCUUGCCCAACGUUAUGAUAGAAUGCGACAAGAAGCAGAAGCUCAGGCUAUAGAAGUUUCCAAACGCCAGGCAAGAGUGAGAGAAAUGCCAGGAAGUCCUGAGCUUGCUAUGAAAUUGGAAGCUGCUGAAUCAAAACUGCAAGACCUCAAGUCGAACAUGGCAGUAUUAGGGAAGGAAGCUAAUGCAGCAAUGGCGGCCGUUGAAGCUCAGCAACAGAGGUUGACUCUCCAACGACUUAUUGCUAUGGUUGAAGCAGAACGUGCUUAUCAUCAGAGAGUUCUUCAGAUACUUGAUCAACUGGAAAGUGAGAUGAUAUCCGAACGACAAAGGAUUGAAGCACCUCCUCCACCAAGCAUGGAGAAUAGCAUGUCGCCUCCACCUUCAUAUGAGGAAGUAAAUGGUGUAUACGCCUCUCAAUCACAAAAUGGCUCAACGGAUGGCAUGGGUUACUUUUUGGGGGAGGUCGUGCAUACUUAUCAAGCGGAAUCUGAUGUGGAGCUAACUUUAUCGGUUGGUGAUUACAUCGUUGUUCGAAAGGUGACGAACAGUGGCUGGGCGGAAGGAGAAUGCAAAGGGAAAGCGGGUUGGUUUCCAUUCGGAUACGUUGAGAGAAGGGAGCGAGUUUUAGCGAGCAAAAUAGCUGAAGUUUUUUAGAGGAUUCUGCUGGAUUGCUAAGAUUUUGUAAGCUUGGUUUGAUGUACACAUACUCAAAAUGUAGAGCAUGCAUGGUUAGAGUUAAAAUGCCAUACUUUGCUCCUUGUGAUAUAGAUGGCAACAUUGCUUGUGUUGCUGUUGAUAUAUAUGAAUGUAUUCUUUGUUGAUUUUUGGUUAAACUCAUGUAAAAGUCUUUAUACUAUUUGCUUUUAUUUUA
This is a messenger RNA of Mercurialis annua (annual mercury), 1479 nucleotides long. RefSeq names its product SH3 domain-containing protein 2-like. The transcript is spliced from 10 exons. NCBI's taxonomy places the organism in Eukaryota, Viridiplantae, Streptophyta, Magnoliopsida, Malpighiales, Euphorbiaceae. The record is from RefSeq and is a predicted model, not a curated record. Gene Ontology annotation, molecular function: protein binding. Bases 147 to 1262 code for a protein of 371 amino acids.